Molecule: messenger RNA, 942 nt
Organism: Darwinula stevensoni
Lineage: Eukaryota; Metazoa; Arthropoda; Ostracoda; Podocopida; Darwinulidae
Source: the annotation of a GenBank genome assembly
AUGAAGGGGAAAAGAACUCCCCCGGUAUUGAACAAGCUGCUAGAUAUGGGAACAGAAGCAGAGGAUGAAUUCAUUCUGAUUGCAAAGAAGAUAGAGGAAAGAGAGCCUGGGUGCAUUGGGAAGAAGCUAUAUCAUCUACGUGUCUUGGCGAGCCCAUACAUCACAGCACAGGACUUCCUGGAAAACAUCAAGAAAGUGGAGAGCAGCACAGAUUUGAAAAAAAAACUAGGAGAAAAGCUGGAGAAGAUAUCUCAGAUCAGACGGCUGACAGCAUCGUUCAUGAAGUUGGCAGGGGUGAGCAAAGAGGAACUAGAAACCUGUUCUAGUCAUCUCACGGAACAAGCCUUGGAAGCAUACCUUAAAAUGAAAAACGCAAAAAAAAACCUGGAAUGGAAAAGUUAUGUACAGCGCUGCACGAACGGCGAAAUCAAUGAAACGUUGCGGAAAGCUCCAGAUUACGAAGUCAAGCUGAUCCUAGGAAAUGUAUUUCGACUCCCUGAAGGUGUUUUCAAGGAACCUUUCUGUGCAGCAGCCUUCUCAAUCAAGAGCUUUGAUGUGGCAAAAACAUGUAUGUUGGGACUUCAGGAGCACCAGACCCUUCACAAAGCACCAAGAGCACCCAUCGCCCUCAUAACCGAGAUUGAAGUUGCUUCUGCGAUACAGGGAGCAUUUGAAGGACUACAAUCAAGGACCGGGAGCCUCUUCACUCAGCGCCAUUCCUACGCCGUGAUUUGCAGCGGAUCAAGGAUCCAGGGGUCAUGGGAACUUCCCUCCGCUUCAAAGAUCGUCUCUCUUGUUAAUCUGGAGUUCGAAGAUCGUACGAGGGGACGGACAUCAGGGAUUCCAUCCGAGUCGAACAGAGCCCAAGAUCUCAUAAGAUCGCCUGACAGCAUGUCUCCGGAGAGGAGGAUAGAGGCGCAUGACACGAUAGAAUCUCACACC